Molecule: messenger RNA, 2691 nt
Organism: Impatiens glandulifera
Lineage: Eukaryota; Viridiplantae; Streptophyta; Magnoliopsida; Ericales; Balsaminaceae
Product: rootletin-like
Exons: 6
Coding region: 1-2691 (896 amino acids)
Source: RefSeq, a predicted model, not a curated record
AUGGAAUUCUACUACAAUGCCAGAGUAUUCCGGGGAACACCCCAUUUUGAGACCCACAUCCAAUCCAAAGUUGGGGGGGUAAUUUUCGACUUCACCGAGCAGGACUUUGGUCGGUGUUUCAGUCUGCCCAAGCAAGGGAUCACAGAUCUCAAUCCUCCUGCGGACAUUAAGGCUGAGGUAUCCCUAGCCUUUGCCCGGUCGGAUGAACCUGUCAAUGAUCAUGAUGACAAACAUGUCAUCUACCCUGAAUCAGUACUGGAAUUCUUCUACAAUGCCAAGGUUUUUCGUGGAACUCCUCACUUUGACAAACAUAUUCAGUCAAAAGUAGGAGGGAUUGUAUUCGAUUUCACUGAAAGUGACUUUGCAAGAAGUUUUGACCUACCAAAGCAAGGGCUGACCGACUUAGCCGAGAUCUCCUUAGCCUUUGCCUGGUCAAAUCAACCAGUUGAUGACCACGGUGCCAAGUCACUGUUGAAAGAUGAAUACCAGCUUCUCAACGACGUGAUCAGUCGAGGCAUCCUGGGAAGGGAUGUAACCAACACUUAUUGUACCGCUGCUUUCAACAUGAUGGCCGCUAUAACCACGGUCGGUCUCGUUCCUCAACUAAGCUGUCUGCUUCUAGAGCUUGGAGUUCCACCCUGUCCGGGCGAAGGGUUGAACCAGGCCCAGGAAGCGGUGGAGGAAUUUUUCCAAACCGUAUCUCUCGCCGAAAGAACAAUAACCGCAACUGUUAGCGGUCAGCAGCUAGAGUUGACAGAAGAGUCAGUUGCUGAUAUACUACGCCUGCCAUCAGAAGGAACCAACCUCCCGUCGACCCUAGAACAAGAGACUUUCGAAGCGGCUUGCCAAGUUCUUUCGGAAACUAAAGUUCCUAUCGGGGUCUCCGGAAAGAAAACAAGUCUUCGACCGGAGUACAGACCGCUAUGUGAUAUCUUCACAAAAUCGGUCCAGGCUAGAGGGGGAAACUAUGAUAGUCUCACCCGGGCGAAAAUCGAGAUGCUUGCCGGUUUAAUUAUGCUCCACCACAACAUCAACACCGGUCUUGAUGUUCUUCUUUCGUCAAGUAAAAUCAUAAGAUCCCGCCAAUUCACGGACAGGAAGAGCACAAGAAAGGUCUCCGGUUCUAUAGGUGGCAGAAGGAAGAAGGGAGCCGUAAAGAAAGUAGCUCCGGUAAAAGAAAAAUCCGGAGGCAAGAAAGACAAACAACCGAUCGAAUCUGCUGAUCCGCAGUCUGAAACACCCAAUGAGGACGAUUUGGCCUCCAACUCUGACCGAACAAAUUCCCACAAUACCGAAGAAGAUCAGUCUGGUAAAGGGGAAGACCGAAUAAGCGAGGAUCAAUCGGCCAGUCUUGACAAUGCUGAUACCGGUGCAGACGGCCCUGGGGAAGAAGAUGUUCACGCUAACGACAACACCCAGGAGGUGGCCGAGAAUAUUGUGAGCAGAAUCAUGGAAGAAAUCAACCAGCAUGGUCGCGAGGCGUCCGAAGUAUUAUGUCAAUGGAUCCGGCACCGACAUCAUCUAUUUUACAAAGACAUGCUACCGGGUCUAUCCGUUGGCCAAAAAUUCGAAAGGUUGAUGGAGAUGGAGGAGGAAGUCAUCAUCCUCACAAAGGCUGAAGAUGCCAAAACCGCCUUAGACCGAUACGCAUUAAUAGAACCUCGUGCUCGGUUAAUAAAACUCACCGAACACAUUCAAUGCCUUAGAGAAAAACACACUCCGGACACACCGAACUCCCAACUACAACUCUUGGUGUUGGAGCUGCUUGCGGUCAAGGAAAGGGAGCUGAGCGAUGAAGUGGCGCGGCUUGAAGUAGUGCCCGAACGACAAGAAACGACGAACUCACUGUCUCAUAGGGAUGAUGGCGGUCAGAACUCGAUCGAUGAAGUGCCAGCCUCUCCUCCAGCAGAUCAGACUAUCCAAAUGACCGACGAAAGGACAGAGACACCUCUCACCGACACACGCGCAUUUGAUCAACCCAGGGAUUCAGAACCGGCCAUUACGGAAGAGAGGGUCAUAUCUAUCAUAGAAGAAUUUGCCAACGACGUGGUUCGACCUUGGAAGAAGAAAAUUAAGAAAACCACGGUCCAAGCGGUCAAGAUAUCCGAGACAACAAGGGAUGAUCUUGGCGAGGCGGUCAAGCGGAUCACAUCGGCCGAAACCAACUACGGUAAUGCCGAUGUACUGUACGACGCUCAUCUUAAGCGAACCAAGGCCUUGGAGGAUAUGACUCCAAAGUUGGUGGAUGACCUCGAGUCGGUUAGCAAAAAGGUCGAUGAGGACCUGGAGCGGUCAAGUGCCCAAGCCGGUUCAAUACUCGACCGAGUCAUAAGUCUUGAAGAAAAGAAUACAAGUCUUGAGGAAAGGAACACCAAGCUUGAGGCUGACCUCAAGGCGGUCACCGAACAGGUGACUGAAUUGAUAAAGGCCAAACUUGCUACGGAUAAAGCAACUGAGGAGGCGAAUUCCCUCGCGGCCCGACAACUUCAAGAUGCGCUGGACGAGGAGACGCGGAAAAAGAUGGAGGCGGCAUGGUCGGAUGCGAACAUAGCCAAACAUCUGCGAAACAUAGCGGUCACCAAACCGGACAUCGCAAAAACCAUGGCGGCAACACAAGCCGAAGAUGCUAAGCGGCUACAAGCUCAGAAACAAUUGUACGAGGAUUAUGCAAAGAUUCACAAGAAGUCCUAG